This is a messenger RNA of Lachancea fermentati, 4617 nucleotides long. Lineage: Eukaryota; Fungi; Ascomycota; Saccharomycetes; Saccharomycetales; Saccharomycetaceae. The record is from the annotation of a GenBank genome assembly.
AUGGAUUGCUCCACACCCCAAUUUGUCAUUUCAAGUGAUCAUGAGGAUCAGAAGAGUGAUAUUAGCGUCGAUUCCACCGCAUCCAAAGCUCCUUCUCCGGUCUCGUCAUCGAACUGUGAUGAGUACCUAAAGAUUGCAUCUGAUCAAAGUACAACUAUUUUGCUGGAAUUGGACAUGAACGGUAGAGUCCGCUACCUUAGUAAGAUAUGGGAGAAGAUAGUGGGCACAAAAUGUAGAAGUAUUAUUGAACGGCCUAUAUUUGAUGUAAUACUGGGAACGGAUCAAGACAAAUCUGUGUUCCAACGAGCAUUAGACAUGAUGAUUCGCGAUGAUAACAGCUAUAGAGUGCGCUUUAUUGUUGAGACAAAUGAUAUCACAUCGGAUAUCUCUAGUGAGGAAGAUGAGAGAGCGGUAAAUAGUCAGGAUAGCUCAUCUCCGGGCAGUGUAGAAACGAAGCACUGCGGACCUCUUUCGACAAACGGAGAGGUCAUAGAACUAGAGGCUCAAGGGAUACUUUUGCAUGACAAUUUUACAAAUCUACCAUCACACUCAAUGUGGAUUGUAAAGCCGCUUUGUGAGAUUGAUGAACUUGACAAUUUACCUUUAGACUUCGUGCAAAGAUUAGGAUUUGGCGCUAGCAUCUUUUCCCAGUAUUUAGCUGAGAUUGAAGACGAGAUGAUUCUGGAUGAACAGCAUCUGCCAAACCCAAAGAAUGAGUUAUGUAGAGUUUGCGAAUCACUAGUACCUGCAUGGUGGCUGGAAACUCAUUCCGAACUAUGCAUAUUCGAACAUAAGAUCGAGAGUGCUGCUCAAAUACUACAUGAUGAAUUGAUUGAACAAAAGCAUUUGAUAGAAGAAAUAACGUCUUCAAUUGAGUCAAAUAAUGGACGAAUUACUCAUUAUAAGGGACUUCCCCUUCCUCAAUUGGUUGAAAAUUUCAAGGCAGGCCAAAGUUCAUCUACAUCUCCGUCUAGUUCAUCGUCUGAAUCUUCCAAUCCUUUCAAAACACUUACACAACCAAGGAAAAAUUCGAACUCCAUUUUUCAAAGCUUGAGAUUCCCUUUCAAAUCGCUAGCCUUGCUAGAAGAGCUGUGUGAUGACGCCAUUAACAUCAAUGUUAGCGAAUUGAAAUGUAAUCCAGAAGAUGGAAGUUAUCAACCACCAAGAGACGAUGCAAUCUAUUCAUUCUCCCCUAGAAGUCAACAGAACAUUGAACAGGUAAGAAAUUGGCAUACAAGAUUUGAAGUAUCAGAUCCAGCCAUUAGUUUGUUAACCACAGAUACUCUUGAUCUUGCAAAAAAGAAGGUCGAGACCUUAAUAAGGCUUGACAAUGCAAUGAAAUACUCAUUUAAGAUAAAAAAUGAGGUCGAUAAUUAUGUUUUACAGCUGAUUAAGGAGAAACUCGAAAGUAAUGCAAUGAACCUAGCUCAUGCAUUAGAAAGUAGUUCCCAAGUACAACGAACGCCUGAGAAGGGCUCAAGAGUGUCAACGAGUUUAGGUGCCACUGCCUCAAGAAUUGCUUCCCCGUUACCGAAAAGAGCCCAAAGCGGAAUCUUCGCAGACUCUUACAUUGGCACAGAUACAAUUCCUGCACCACCGCCUGCAAAUGCUGAUGAAGACACUGCCAUCGCUAAUGCUAGCGAGUCGACCUCAAGAUCAUUUUCACGUUCCAUUACACCAAGGCAGAGGUUUGAAGGUUCGCCAAUAUUGCCAGAUACUACAGCAGCAGGCCGUACUUCUAAUUCCAGUCCUUCUGUAGGAACUCCGAAAUGUAUUGGCACUGGAGGUGGGAGCCUCCCCAAGUUGUCUGCCACUGGUGGACUUACUCCUCGAAAGGGCUCCCCGUUAUCUUCGAUUGGAUUUAAUACUCCAUUAUCAUCCGUACAAAAAAACAGCACUUCUAAGCAGCCUUUGUCAGCGCUCGAAAAGUCUCCCAUGACCUCACCGUUUGCUAUAUCGUCCGAUUAUCUCACGCCUGAAUUACAUUCAAAUGCAUCCAUUCCUAGACAACCACUCUCUCCUCUGUUACUUGCUACUAAUCAGGCUAAGGCUCCGGCCCCAAGUAUUAAAGACUAUGACAUAAUAAAACCGAUAAGUAAAGGUGCUUACGGUAGUGUUUAUUUGGCGAAGAGAAGGUUGACAGGUGAAUAUUUUGCAAUUAAAGUAUUGAAGAAAUCUGAUAUGAUCGCAAAGAAUCAAGUAACGAACGUCAAAUCAGAACGUGCCAUUAUGAUGGUUCAAAGUAAUAAAUCCUACGUCGCAAAACUAUAUGCUACUUUCCAAAACAAAGGAAAUUUAUUCUUGGUAAUGGAAUACCUGAGUGGUGGUGAUCUCGCAAUUCUUUUGAAAAUGAUGGGCCAUCUGCCUGAUCAAUGGGCAAAACAAUAUAUUAGUGAGGUUAUCUACGGGGUUGACGAUAUGCAUAGUAAUGGCAUAAUCCAUCACGAUUUAAAACCCGAUAACCUCCUAAUUGAUGCAGAAGGUCAUGUCAAAUUGACCGAUUUUGGUCUUUCUCGAAUGGGACUAGUACGGCGACAUAAGGGGACUUCCUCAAAGUCUAAAUUUUUGUCCAGCCGUCACAACAGUGUCACGUCGGAUGAUAUGAACUCGGCUAAUUCUCUCAAGUGGAACUCAAAGACAGACUCACCCACUCUCAAUCUCAGUUUAGAACCUCCUUUAAAGAAAACGGAAAGAUCGAGCUCGAGUUCCAGCUUCCAGUCUUCUUUAGAAAUUCCAGCAUUACAUAGAUCGGGGUCACAAGUUUCUUUCUCGAUGAUGGACGUUUCAAGAUCUGGUACUCCUCCACCCGCUUCUUUUCAUAAGAGGAACAGUUCUAGUAUUUCAGAGUUUCUUGAUGGCAGUUCAACCCCUGAUUACGCUCUGUUUAAUCCCGAUGAUUCAAAGAGCGGAAAGAAAUUUUUUGGUACACCUGAUUACUUAGCACCUGAAACUAUAGAGGGUACUGGAGAAACAAACGCAUCAGAUUGGUGGUCUGUUGGAUGUAUUUUGUUUGAGUUUCUGCUAGGAUACCCACCCUUCCAUGCAAACACACCUGAAGGAGUUUUUGGUAACAUAUUGAGCGGGAAAAUUGAUUGGCCAACUUUCCCUGAUGAAGAAACCGAAAGAGAAUACUUACCGGAGGAUGCCAAAGACUUGAUUUCGAAGCUUUUGGUUGUAGAUCCAGAUGAAAGACUAGGUGCCAACGGUGCCGAGGAGAUACGGAAUCAUGCUUAUUUUAAGGGAGUAGACUGGGUGCACUUGUAUGAGGAAAAGGCGUCUUUUGUCCCUGCGGUAGAGCAUCCCGAAAGUACUGAUUACUUUGAUUUACGCGGGGCAGUUUUGGAAGAUUUCAGCGAUUCUGAUGAGGAACAACCACAUGUUUCAGGGAUACUUAAUCCAGGAGGCGAAGAGAUUACAAGACGACUCACAAAUAAUCAUAGCAGUGAAUCAAGCACCCCAGUUCAACGUCUGACAAUAGCUUCAGUUCUUGAAUCAGCAUCACAGGAAAGCAACAGUAACAAUGGCUCUCCGACAACGAGGCAUAUUCCAUUAGCCAUUCCUCCACACUUGCGUGAGAGGCGUGUAAGCAAAUUAAACGAGUUCCAAACAGAGUUCGGUUCUUUCAACUUCAGGAAUCUUCCUGCCCUAGAUAAAGCCAACAAAGACGCAAUAAACCGACUCAAGAGUGAACAUUUAGCGGAGCAGGUACAUCACCUUCAACGCAGCUCAACAGGGUCUUUAUCUAGUUCAUCUUCUGAUGUGUCCAAUAAGCUUAGAAGUGGAAGGUCAUUCAAUGGUGGUGGCUCACCAUCGAGUUUAGCUGGAAGAGGUUUGAAGGGUUCGCAUUCCCCAGGAUCAAAACACCAGUCACCCUGCAGAAAAAAUAGUUUGGAUAGUGGUACAUUAUCCAGAAGGAAUACGGGAGAGAAUAGUCCUCUGACACCAUCAUCAGCUUUAGAGGAAGGAGAUUCGCCGAAUAUAUUAUCGAAAUUCAGGUCACCACUUUCACCCCAAGCAAUUACUACAAGAAUCGGAAAACACUCAAGAACAUCAUCAAUGCGAUCAAGUGGGGGGGAACUGAGUGUUGAUGAGGAAGAAAGAAUGAAUGCCUUAUCGAAGGUUAAUAGCAUAAAGAGCAGGAGGAAAAGCGGUCGCAAAAGUUCGUCAGGCCUCAGUGAGAUGAGUUACGCCCUGGACAUACUCGUUUGUGAACCCAUUCCUAUACACAGGUACAAACUAGUGAAAGAUCUUGAAUCUUUGGGAUGUUCUAUUAUUAGUGUCGGAGCUGGAGAUGAAAUGGUUCGAAGGGCUACUAGUGGUGUUAAAUUCGAUAUGAUUUUUACUGCUCUCAAGUUACCGAAAUUGGGAGCAAUUGAUAUUGUAAAACUUCUGAGACACACAAAUAGCUUAAAUUCAAACACACCCAUAGUUGCAGUGACAGCCUUUUAUCAAGAAGCUCAAAACGCUGGCGUAUUUGAUGAAGUUCUUGAGAGGCCUGUUGCAAUAGAUCAUCUGAGAGAAGUACUAUUAAGAUACACUAUAAAAAAGAGCCAAGAAAACGAUGAACCAUUGAGUAGUGAUACCGAUACAGAAUCAGCUUUCGCCAAGAUCUCGUAG